Molecule: messenger RNA, 1409 nt
Organism: Ilyonectria robusta
Lineage: Eukaryota; Fungi; Ascomycota; Sordariomycetes; Hypocreales; Nectriaceae
Product: pyridoxal phosphate-dependent transferase
Exons: 2
Coding region: 56-1378 (440 amino acids)
Cellular component (GO): cytosol
Molecular function (GO): transaminase activity; pyridoxal phosphate binding
Source: RefSeq, a predicted model, not a curated record
CUUCCUCUUGCCCCCGCAGUAUUAAAUCCUAACCAGUACCCAAUUAAUCUCCAAAAUGUCUCGACAAUCACACAUCUUCCAUCGCUCUUUGUCUAAGGACUAUCCCACGGCUGCCGCUGGCCAAGGUGUCUAUAUCAUUAGCCCCGAUGGUACCAAAAUCCUCGAUGGCAGCAGUGGUGCCGCCGUAUCGUGUCUUGGACAUGGGAAUCCGGACGUAAUUGCAGCUAUUAUUGAACAAGCUCAACGCAUGGCAUUCGCCCAUUCUUCGUUCUUUACCAGUGACCCAGCCGAGGAACUAGCGUCAUUAUUGAUCGAUUCCAGUCAUGGUGCAUUUUCGAAAGUUCUUUUUUUAAGCUCGGGUUCCGAGGCUGUUGAAUCAGCUUUCAAGCUCGCCAGACAAUAUCAUCUGUGCAAUGGAGACCCGGGGCGAGUCAAUAUUAUUUCUCGUCAGUUUUCGUACCAUGGCAACACAAUAGGGGCCCUGUCUGCUGGGUUUAAUCCCCCGCGUCGGCAACCAUUCAAGCCGCUGUUGUCACCGGCUUUUCACCACGUCUCGCCUUGCUUUUUCUCACGGGACGCAAGCCCCGAUGAGAGUGAGCAAGACUAUGUCAAACGCCUCAUCAAGGAGUACGAAGACAUGUUCACCCGCUUGGGGCCUGAGACAGUUGCUGCUGUCAUUGUUGAACCGGUUGGAGGAUCAACACUCGGUGCUGUCCCCGCUGCCUCUGGGUACCUCGCUCAGCUACGAGAGCUUUGCGACAAGCACGGAUCUCUACUCAUCUUCGACGAAGUCAUGUGUGGAAUGGGUCGAGUGGGGACAUUGCAUGCAUGGCAGUCACUGGGGAGUUCAGCGCCAGAUAUCCAGACAAUUGGGAAAGGCUUGGGUGCUGGAUACCAACCCAUCUCUGGCAUUUUGAUCAGUCCUAAAGUCCACGACACUCUCAAAUCUUCGCAGGCGACAAACCCAUUCGUUAACGGGCAUACAUACCAAGGUCAUUCAAUCGCGUGUGCCGCAGCGCUCGCAACCCAGAGGACUAUUGUCAAGAACAACUUGCUCAGCAACGUGCGGCAAAUGGGGGACCUUCUAUUCCGGAAGUUGAAGACGUUGACACCACAUUUGAAAGAAGUUCGAGGGCUUGGGUUAUUCCUUGCUGUUGAGUUUUCUUCAAAGCCUACAGCUCACAUCGCACCGGAGGUUGCCCAGGCCUGUUUCAAGAACGGAGCCGCUGUCUACUUGUGCUCAGCCGCUGUUGAUUCAGUUAUGUUCGCCCCGCCGUUCAUUAUCAAUGAAACCGAGAUCAAUGAACUUGUGGAUAUUUUCCUCAGGUCCGUAAAUGAGGUCCUGGAACGGAAAGGCGAGUCAAUAAGUAGCAUUUAGCUGAGACUUAAUUGAAGAUCGAAUUGUCACA